AUGGACACCAGCAGCAGCAACAACGGGUCUGGGAGGACAGUAGAUGAGGCUGGAGAGGUUUACGAGCGUUUUGCGCACAUCCGAGCUGGAGUUUUGGGAUUGAUUUUUGUUUUUGCAGCAUGUGGUAAUCUUUUCUUCUUAGCCAUACUUUGGAAGAAGAGAAAAAGAAACUCAAGGACCCAUCUGUUCCUUUUCCACUUGUGCUUGGCAGAUCUGGUGGUCGCUUUUUUCCAAGUCUUACCACAGUUUUCCAUUGAAAUUACGCACAGGUUCCGAGGGACAGAUUUCCUGUGCCGGUGCGUAAAAUACCUACAGGUGGUUGGGAUGUUUGCCUCCGCGUACAUGAUCGUGGCCAUGACCAUAGACCGGUACCAUGCGGUUUGCAUGCCAAUGGUUUCCUUCUUGAAGGGCUCCUUUAGGAGGUAUCUCUCCAUUGGCGCGGCGUGGCUGAUCUCUCUCGCCUUCAGCUCCCCGCAGCUCUUCAUCUUCUCUCUCCAAGAGGUGGCGGAGAACCAGUACGACUGCUGGGCGACAUUUGUUGAGCCGUGGGGGAGCAGGAUCUACAUCAGCUGGAUCACCCUGUCAGUGUUCGCCCUGCCUGCCGUCAUUUUGUUGUAUUGCCAAAUGAAGAUAUGCACAACGAUAUACUUCAACAUGAAGAGGAAGGCGCUGCAGUCAGGGCGCACGGGCACGAAGGGGGUGUCCAACGCGAUGCUGAAGACUGUGAAGAUGACUUUUGUGAUCAUCAUGGCAUACACAGUGUGUUGGAGCCCCUUCUUUGUUGUACAGCUGUGGUCUGCAUGGAGUCCCAGCAGUGCUCCUACUAAAGGUCCAGUGUUUGCCAUCAUCAUGCUGCUGGCCAGUCUCAACAGCUGUACCAACCCUUGGAUAUAUCUCUACUACAGCUAA
This is a messenger RNA of Stegastes partitus (bicolor damselfish), 909 nucleotides long. RefSeq names its product arginine vasopressin receptor 2, like (gene avpr2l). Lineage: Eukaryota; Metazoa; Chordata; Actinopteri; Pomacentridae. The coding region runs from base 1 to 909 and encodes 302 amino acids. Gene Ontology annotation, molecular function: vasopressin receptor activity; peptide binding. Gene Ontology annotation, cellular component: plasma membrane. Gene Ontology annotation, biological process: regulation of systemic arterial blood pressure by vasopressin; cellular response to hormone stimulus; positive regulation of vasoconstriction. The transcript is spliced from 2 exons. The record is from RefSeq and is a predicted model, not a curated record.